UUGGCGAUAAUCUUCUUAAAAGCACAGCUCUUGGCCCUAAAGUUGGUGAAAACUGUUGUGAAGGUCCUAGAACUGAUGAUUUAUUGCUAAAUCAUAGAGCUGGUAAUUGUUGUCAUGAAGGCAUGAUUAAUGAAGAUUAA
Messenger RNA from Racocetra persica, 140 nucleotides. The record is from the annotation of a GenBank genome assembly. NCBI's taxonomy places the organism in Eukaryota, Fungi, Glomeromycota, Glomeromycetes, Diversisporales, Gigasporaceae.